UGCUCCGCCGGACCGCAGAGCUCCCGGCCGGCGGCGGCUGCAGCGACGGCGGAGGAAGUUUCCGCUUUGCCUCCAUCCCGGUAGCAGCUCCGCGGCCGGGGACAGCUUCCUCCGGGCGCUCCGCGAGCUUUGCUGCGGCCGCACGGCUGUCACAGGACCAUGGGGUUGCCCAAGGGCCCGGAGGGCCAGGGUCUCCCGGAGGUUGAAACAAGAGAAGAUGAAGAACAAAACGUCAAGCUGACUGAAAUUCUGGAGCUUUUGGUUGCAGCUGGAUAUUUCAGGGCACGAAUUAAAGGUUUGUCACCUUUUGACAAGGUAGUAGGAGGGAUGACUUGGUGCAUUACCACUUGCAGCUUUGACAUAGACGUUGAUUUGCUCUUUCAGGAAAACUCUACAAUAGGACAAAAAAUAGCACUAUCCGAAAAAAUCGUCUCAGUCCUGCCAAGGAUGAAGUGUCCACACCAGCUGGAGCCCCACCAGAUCCAGGGCAUGGAUUUUAUUCACAUAUUUCCUGUUGUCCAGUGGCUGGUGAAGCGAGCUAUAGAAACCAAGGAAGAAAUGGGGGACUACAUCCGCUCCUACUCCAUAUCCCAGUUCCAGAAAACCUACAGUCUCCCCGAGGAUGAUGACUUCACAAAGAGAAAAGAAAAGGCCAUCAAGACAGUUGUUGACCUUUCAGAUGUUUACAAGCCCCGUCGGAAAUACAAACGCCAGCAGGGAGCAGAAGAGCUGCUCGAUGAAGAAUCCCGAGUCCAUGCCACACUUUUGGAAUAUGGCAGGAGAUAUGGAUUUAGCCGCCAGAGCAAAACAGAGAAGGCCGAGGACAAGAAGACGGUCCUUCCCGCAGGGCUCUCGGCUGCAGAAAAAGCUGAUGCCCGUGAGGAAGAUGAGCUUCAAGCUGCUGAAGAGCAGCGUAUCCAGUCAUUGAUGACCAAGAUGACCGCCAUGGCCAAUGAGGAGAGCCGCCUCACUGCCAGCUCCGUAGGCCAGAUCGUGGGACUCUGCUCCGCCGAGAUCAAGCAGAUCGUGUCCGAGUACGCAGAGAAGCAGUCUGAGCUGUCAGCCGAAGAAAGUCCAGAAAAAUUAGGAACCUCUCAACUUCAUCGUCGCAAAGUCAUCUCCUUGAAUAAGCAGAUUCUACAGAAGACCAAACAUCUGGAAGAGCUGCAGGCAAGUCAUACCAGCCUACAAGCCAGAUACGAUGAAACAAAGCAAACUCUGACAGAGCUGAAGCGUCACAGUGAGAAACUGGACAAAGAGCAGGCAGCCCUGGAGAAGAUAGAAUCCAAAGCAGACCCCAGUCUCCUGCAGAACUUGAGAGCACUUGUAGCCAUGAAUGAAAAUCUGAAAAGUCAGGAACAAGAGUUUAAAGCACAUUGUCGAGAAGAGAUGACACGGCUGCAGCAGGAUAUUGAAAACCUGAAAGCUGAGAGAGUACCGGGCGGAGAUGAAAAGAGCCUCUCUGCUGGAGAGCCACGUGGUGGCCUAACCCCCGUGAUGACUCAUAGUGAAGACCUGGACAGACGAUAUAACAUGGAGAAAGAGAAACUUUACAAGAUCCGUUUGCUACAGGCUCGAAGAAAUCGAGAAAUAGCAAUUUUGCACCGCAAGAUUGACGAAGUCCCCAGCCAAGCUGAGUUAAUACAGUAUCAGAAGAGAUUCAUUGAACUCUACCGUCAGAUUUCAGCAGUGCACAAAGAAACCAAGCAGUUCUUCACUUUGUAUAAUACCCUGGAUGAUAAAAAGGUGUAUUUGGAAAAAGAGAUCAGCCUGCUGAACUCAAUUCAUGAGAACUUCUCACAAGCCAUGGCCUCCCCUACUGCCCGGGACCAGUUUUUACGUCAGAUGGAACAGAUCGUAGAAGGGAUUAAGCAGAGCAGAAUGAAGAUGGAGAAGAAGAAGCAAGAGAACAAGAUGCGAAGAGACCAGUUGAACGACCAGUACUUGGAACUGUUAGAAAAGCAGAGGCUGUACUUUAAGACUGUGAAGGAGUUCAAGGAGGAGGGCCGCAAGAAUGAGGUGCUGCUGUCCAAGAUGAGAGCCAAGGCCUCUUGAAGAUUCCCAGACAUCACCAUAUGUCAUCGAUUUUUUUUUAACGCCAUUUAUCAACUGCAAGAUGGUGAAGAUAGUUCUGAACACUACAGUAGAGAGAUGCAGGGGCCGUGAUCGCAGCACCAGGAUAUUUUCUUUCUCCCAUUUGCUUCCAUUUCAUCUCUCUGUUGUUGACGGAACCAGACGGUGCAGACACGGUAGCUUGGAGAACACCUGUCAUCCUAUGAAGAAAUGCAGGCAGUAUCUGUUCUGUGUCGGGUCAGCUUGAAUUUCUCCAGUAACAUUGCACAUAUGAAGGUACCUGUAUCUGUGUGGACUCUGAAUAAAAAGGAAUUCACUUGUUCAGCAGAUGUUAAUUGAGCAACCAUUGAGAAGUAGGCACUGAGGGAGACAGAAGUAUAAAAUCCAGGCCCUGCGCCUCGGGCAGCCAGCCAGUGGCCCAGGGAGCAGAAACAGCCCAUUUGACCCAGAGCUCAGCUCAGUCACCUGAGGUUUUUUGGUUCUUUUUUCUUUUUUUCUUUUUUUCUUUUUUUUUUUUUUUUUUUUUUUUUAAGUAAGCAAAGGCUUUUAGCUGAAUGACCAGCCCACGUGAAUAUGGUCACGUGGGCCCUUUGCUUACCCUUGGUGCCUUUUGUUCCUGGCUCCUCGAGGUGCCAGCCAGCAGUCUUAAUGGUGUAGCCGCAAGAAUGAAAGCUCAGUGGCUGAAUUCUUACACAUGACUCGAGUUUAUUUCACCAAAAAUUGAAAACAGGGGCCUCAUAUUCAGGACCUCGUAAACAAGAAGGAUACCUUAAUCUGCCCUGUUUCUCACAUGAGUCCCAGCCAGACGUGGUGCCCCCCUCUUCAUUAGGCACACAUGCCAGGAGCUCCAUGUAUGGACAGGUCCUGGGCCAAGCAAUGAGAUGAGACACACACCAUCCACUGGGCUCCAGGGAUUGCAUGAUAAAUGCUGUGAGCAGAAAGCAGAGGGCAUUGGAGGAGGAAGAACAGUGAGGCACACAGAGAUCCAGGAGACUUCGUGGGGGAGGCAGUACUGGGACUAGAGCAGAACGGGGAGUUGCAUUUUAACAGGCGGAGAUAGGUGGGAAGGCCACUUUGGAUAAAUAUGACUGUAAUUAGAAAUUUGAAAGGGUGCAGGGAGAGUACAAGGUGCUUGUUGGGCAAGGAGUGGAGGGGCCUGUCUGCAGGAACGGCCGGCUGGGACCAGCCUUCAGGACCACGGGAGGUGGGGGCUUGAAGGCAGGCAGAGCAGUAGACUCUGUCCUCCAGAAAUGAGCAGUCAGGACCAGAUGGGGACCCCCUCCUUUCGUGGCUGUCAGGGAUCCGGCAGCCCAGCUGUGUCCAGUGAACCCUGGCACGAGGUGGACAUUUCAUUCUGCGUGCUUGCACACGUGCUUGUCAGCGGGCUCGAACGUGACACAUAGAAGCUUAUACAGGGAGGCAGCUGGGGUGUUCAGUGCAGUCACAGGAACAGCAUAUCCAUUCUUAGUUCUCUGAGAUGUGCAGUAAGCAAAUCUGAUGUGCACAGACCUUUAAAAAUCCCUUGCUGGAUUAGCAGCAGGCACUGGUUUCUGUGGUCAGGCAGCAAGGCCUGUCUAGCUCCCAGAGCUGUGGAAGUAGCAGGUCCCGAGGUGAUGCUCCCCUGUGCCAAGUGUGCCCUUCCUGGGCCCUGUACGUCUCCCCUCAGUGGCUCCCACGGGGCUGCUGUCAGCUGCAGGUUGAUUUUUGAAACGGCCCCAGGCAGUUGAAGCCAGUGACAGCCAGAAAGCAGGUGGCCCUCUGAGGGCUGGGGAGGGGGCAGCUGUUUGCCAAUUAUUUCAGGUUGGGGAAACAUCUGUGUUUUCGUGUUGAGAAGCUCAUGGACCCACUCCCUAGCCUUGUUUUGAGCCGUUAUGAAAUUGUCUAUUUGUCCAGAGGUGGUAGGGAGGAGAGUAGGUUAUAUUCUGGGGUUCGGUAGCCCACCUCUGCUGUCAGGGCAAAUACGGCAUGACGAAUCCAAAGCUACUAAUUAAUAACCAUUUAGGGACAUUUAUUGCGCUGUGUUUCCAAAGAAUUUCAUUUUGAUUUGGUUUUGCUAUAGGGAGGGAUCAGAUUUCCUUUCCCCUUUUAACCCACAAGGCCUAAUACAGACAAGUUCGUUCCCAUUCCUUGGACACAUCUUGAUUAGACUGCAGGAGCCAGAUUAGAAAAGUCUGUGUUUGCUUCAGGUGACCCACAGAGUGGAUGGUGUCUUUGUGAGGAAUUAGGACCAUAAGCAUGCCUUACAGUCAGGCCUUAGAGGCCAGUGUGAUGCCCUGAGGCCCCUUCAUUUCAGAAGCCCCUCAGGAGAGUUCCUUCCGGGACAUCUCGUGGGCCCAGAGUAUGACUGGGUAUUGUGCUAAGCCCACAGACUUUUCUGGAGUUUAAAAAAAGGGGGGGGGGGGCAGCAGGAAACAUGCUUAAGUUACUUAUAUGAAAUGUGUGCUUCUGGAGGAAUGAGGCUUCCCCAGGAAGCAUUCUGUUGCCCCUGUUCAGUCAGAGCCAUAAGCUUGCUGUCCGGGUGCCCUGGUAUUCUUCGCCAGCCUCAGGUGGAGCGCCGUCCUCCCUGACACACAGACGUCUCGUGGAGUACAUGGCUGCCUUGGUAUAAACCGAAGUCAGAGCUACUGAGCAGUACAAACCAGAGGGCCACGAGGUAUAUGCGGAGACAUUGAGACAUGUUCCUUAUUGUCCUCUGCCUGGGUUCGGUCUCUUGGGUCCCUGGGGUCAGCUCAAAUGAGGGAGGUGUCAAAUGUUUGAGAAUGCUGCCAAGGUGACAUGUCGGGGUCUGUUUCCUUUUUGAACAGAGCAAAUUCCAGGUUUGUCAGGCCGAAGUUCUUGUUAGAGUCUCAAGUGUAUGGUUCUCACUGGGUUCUGGUCCGUUGCCCAUAUUCUGUGGGUAGCCAGGGCCUGCCAGUGUCUGCUAAAGCAGGACCAGAAGGCCGAGGGGCUGGGACAGAUAGCAGGCCUUUCUCGGGCUGGGGAAACACUCCUUGACAAACAGCGUAGCUCUUGGGACCCUCUGAAACCAGGAGCAGAGGACGGGGAUGGCCCCGGCAGCCCUCUCCUACCUCACCAAGCGCCAUCCCCAUGACCUCAGGCUGACUGUCGCUGGCCCUGAUCACGUCUGUAGUGACCAGAGCAGGCCUGCCAGCAGAGGUUUGGACUGCAAGCAGUGGCCUGUAAAGCAGGCCACCUUGAUUCCUGCGCCCCAGGCGUGGCCUGGUCAUGCCCUCUCUGCAUGUGACUGAUGAUCAGUGUAGAGGGAAGCAGCCAUUCGAGCAAUAAACUGUAACAGGUACUUUGCCUGAGCCUGAGAGGUGGAGUUGGCUUGAAGCUUGCUUCAGGGAAGAACGUUGAAGAAGCGCUUUAUGCUUUCCUUGGGUUUGAUGUUGGCUUCAGGGUACAAGCCCUUACCACACAGCAGUCUGGCAAAGAGCCCCAGCAAGGUGAGCUACUUGCUGGCCAUCUGUGUGGCCACACAAUAGUCAGGUGGGGCACCUUAUAUGAGGCAUCCUCAGAGCCCCCACAAUCCCCACGCCUUCUCUCAGUGCUUUUCCCCAAGUCCAGAGCCUUUCUUCCAACAGCACAUGGCGACAGGCUGAAAAACACUAUGUAAAAAAAUCCUGUUGUCAUGGUGCCCACUCUCCUCACGAUAAACGUGUAGAGGCUUUGAGGGGAUCUAGUAGCUGGCCUAUGACUCAUGUGACAUUGUGGGGAAUACUGUGGGUUUUCCGCAUCAGCCUUAUACUCGUUCCUCAGACGCGCCAAGCUCAUAACCUGCCCGUGGCUGUUGUCCUUGCUGCUGCCUCUGCCUGGACCGCCAUCCAUCCAAGGUCACGGGCAGUGGCUUUCCUAAUCUGCUAUAGACCCAUUCAGUGGUGGCCUGCAGCACCAAUCACCUUCUGCACUUUCCCCUGCUGUCUCUCUUGGUGGCACAGGCUACUUACUGUUUGAUCUCAGUCCUUUGUGAAGUCUGCUGCGUGCCCACCCGCCAGAGUGGGAGAAAGCAGGAACCUUGCAGUCUCCCAGAGUCUUGCUCAGGCUCAUGGCCAGGAAAUCCUGGCGGAAAAAAAAUAGCUUCUCUAAAUUGUGACUUUGUAUCCCUGUAUUAGCAGAGUUUAGAAUGAAACUUGGCAUCUAACUGAUGCUCCGUUUGCAUACAGGUGGGCAGUUUCACUCGGCAGCUUGUGAGGAUCUCCUAGAGUGUCUUUGUCAGACUCCAGCCUCGUCGGAACGACAGAGGUGUCAGAGGUCUAAGACCUUUCAAAGCAAUUACCUUUCAUGUGGGUUUUUUCUCCCCAGAUGGGGAAGGAGAAAGGGAACACACAGGUGUCAGGGACUAUGAGGUCAUGAGUCUAUUUGGUUCAAAGUAUGUCAUGAACCUAAUGGUCACUUGACUAGUUGACGUGACUCAGCCACAUGAAACCAGGAAGUGGGGAGCAGCACUGGGAUGCGGUGUUGGUAGAAGUACGAACUGUGCAGACCCGUGGUCGAACAAUAUCUCUGAACAGUGCCCAGACUUCUUGAGCCGGCAAUGCUACUUCUGGGAAUCUUCCCCACGUACAGGGAUUUUCAUGCAGCAUUAUUUGUAAUAGCAAAAAGUCGGAAACUACCACCAACAUAGGGCAAGGGAUAAGAAAAUCAUGGUGAAUCCGUGCAACGGGCUCUUAAAUUUAGAAGAACGGAGUCACUCUGCAUGUACUGCCGUGGGAUGAUCCCUAAGGCACAUGGUAAAGUAGGGGACAAGAGGCUCUUGGUAUGCUAGUGUUUGUUUUUGAAAAGGGGGAAAGGGUGGAGAAAAAUGCGUGUCGAUGGGCAUACACACGUGUGGUGCAAACAUGCACAUCUGACUACAGAUCUUCUGGCGUAUGCCUAGACUAUCUCUGGGAGGACACACAGGAACCUGACGGCUUCAGUUGCCUCUGGGAAGAGGGGUGGGAAUUGCUUUUCACUGUAUACCUUUUGUACCUUUUGAAUUUUAUACCAUGUACAUAUAUUAUCUAUUCAAAAAAUAAAAGUUUUUAAAUCUUAA
Messenger RNA from Mustela lutreola (European mink), 7105 nucleotides. It is a transcript of the gene CCDC93, whose product is annotated as coiled-coil domain containing 93. Gene Ontology annotation, biological process: Golgi to plasma membrane transport. The transcript is spliced from 24 exons. NCBI's taxonomy places the organism in Eukaryota, Metazoa, Chordata, Mammalia, Carnivora, Mustelidae. The record is from RefSeq and is a predicted model, not a curated record. The coding region runs from base 160 to 2055 and encodes 631 amino acids.